Molecule: messenger RNA, 1005 nt
Organism: Didymodactylos carnosus
Lineage: Eukaryota; Metazoa; Rotifera; Eurotatoria; Philodinida; Philodinidae
Source: the annotation of a GenBank genome assembly
AUGAGUUCGGAAAUUAAAUUUACCGAGGAUACAAUGAAAAAUUUUCAUAUAGCAAAAACAUUUAAUGUUAAUAAAGAUCGAAUUAAUGCCAUGAAUUUUUCAUUAGAUGGUGAAACGUUAAUUAGUAGUAGUGAUGAUGAUUCAAUUGUUGUUUAUGAUUGCAAAGAAGGAGAUACGAAAAAAACAUUAUAUAGUAAAAAAUAUGGCGUGGAUUUAAUUCAUUUUAUUCAUGGAACAGAACAAGUUUUACAUAGUUCUACCAAAGUCGAUGAUGCUGUCAGACUAUUAGCACUUGAAGGAAAUCGAUAUGUCAGAUAUUUUCCUGGUCACACAAAACGUGUUGUUACACUCACUAUUUGUGCAACAGAAGACACAUUUCUUACUGGUGCAUUAGAUAAUACAUUAAGAUUGUGGGAUACGAGAGUACCGAAUGCCCAAGGAAUUCUCACACUUCCAGCGACUAAUGGUGUUAGCGGACGACCAAUAGCAAAUUUUGAUCCAGAGGGAGUGAUAUUUGCUGUUGGAAUCAAUUCAUCGAUGAUCAAAUUAUACGAUAUAAGACAUUUUGAUAAAGGUCCAUUUACAACGUUCCGACCAGUUUUACAACAAGAUCCAACAGAUCAACAAGAACAAUGGACAAAUAUGAAAUUUAGUCCAGAUGGAAAAAUGAUUUCGAUCGCAACAAAUAGUACAAGUUUACAUUUAAUUGAAGCAUUUCAAGGUUUAUCCAUUCACAAAUUUAUGGAUAUAACAAAUGAUACUCAACAACCAUUACAAGCUUGUUUUAGUCCUGAUUCAAGUUAUAUUCUAUGUGCGUCUGGUGAUAAUCGUAUCCUUAUUUAUAAAGCCGAAACUGGUGAAAAAGUAGCCGAAUUACAAACCGAUCACACCGGACCAGUUCAAUCAAUUCAAUUCAAUCCUGCUUUUUUAAUGUUUGCUAGUGCACAUACAAAUAUGUUGUUUUGGUUGCCUAUGAUUGAUAAUGGAAUCAACGAUGGGUCAUAG